ACGGCGCAGGCUCGCUGUGGCGCGGAGGAAGCGUGGCUGCGGGACCGGAAGAGCCUCCGGUUGCCAGGGGAACGCCACGCGCCCAGCUUCUGCCCACUGACUGAGGCUCGGGCGCAGUGGGCGGCUACUCGUUCUCCAACUUGUGGAGGCGGCUUUGCCCGGGACCGGAGAGCCUUCCGUGGAGGCCGAGAGAGGAAAGGCGGAGGGUCGCCCGCGGCAGAUUCCCGUCCCCGGGAGGGACGAGCGAGGUCUCCCUCCCCGUCCCUCACCAGCCCCCGGGCCCGCAGCUGGUUUGUAAAUACCUGAAUCGCAUUAUGGGAUUGCUAGACAGACUUUCAGGGUUGCUGGGCCUGAAGAAGAAGGAGGUCCAUGUUCUGUGCCUUGGGCUGGAUAAUAGUGGCAAAACAACCAUCAUUAACAAACUCAAACCUUCAAAUAGAGAUGGACAAGCCAUUAUUUUUGUCAUUGAUAGUAGUGAUAGAUUAAGAAUGGUUGUGGCCAAAGAAGAACUUGAUACUCUUCUGAAUCAUCCAGAUAUUAAGCACCGCCGAAUACCAAUCUUAUUCUUUGCAAACAAAAUGGACCUUAGAGAUGCAGUGACAUCUGUAAAAGUGUCUCAGUUGCUGUGUUUAGAGAACAUCAAAGAUAAGCCAUGGCACAUUUGUGCUAGUGAUGCCAUAAAAGGAGAAGGAUUGCAAGAAGGUGUAGACUGGCUUCAAGAUCAGAUCCAAGCUGUGAAGACAUGAAAAGAUAGUAUUUGGAAACCUCAACAAUUGUCAAUUCAAGGAAUAUAUCUUAAGGCAAACUGAAUACAUUAAUAUUUUUAAAGAUGUUGGUGCAUCUAAGAAUACUUUAUAAUCUGCUUGCAUUUAUGGACUCUGAAUAAAGUUUAUAAGAAUAUAAGACUUCAUGUAUGCUAAUCUGGCCAUUAAUUAUAUGAAAAUAAAUCCUCAGAAAGGAUUCCCAGAAUAUCAACCUCUUGGUAAAGGUCUACACUUAUUUAUAAUGAGAAUAUUAAAAUCCGUCUCAAUAUCUCAUCGUGAAUUAUAUCUUUAAUGUAUUUUUUAAUUGUCUUCAAAAAAGCUUAUAGUAUGACUGCAAUGGGAUUGUGCUUGUGAAAAAGAACUUUAAAUAUUUAUAAGGGACCAUGGGUGAUAAAUGUAUAUUAGAUUUUUACUAUAUGUCACCAUCAAUAAAACAUAAAAUGUAAUGUACCAA
This is a messenger RNA of Myotis lucifugus (little brown bat), 1218 nucleotides long. RefSeq names its product ADP ribosylation factor like GTPase 6 (gene ARL6). Gene Ontology annotation, biological process: cilium assembly; vesicle-mediated transport; intracellular protein transport. The record is from RefSeq and is a predicted model, not a curated record. Lineage: Eukaryota; Metazoa; Chordata; Mammalia; Chiroptera; Vespertilionidae. Bases 315 to 746 code for a protein of 143 amino acids. The transcript is spliced from 6 exons. Gene Ontology annotation, molecular function: GTPase activity; GTP binding. Gene Ontology annotation, cellular component: axoneme; cytoplasm.